AUGUCCAGAUUCUCUAAAAAGAAUUUUUUUAAGCAAGUCUUCACAUUCAAGCCAAAAGUCCACCUUCUGCAUCAUAUCACUGACAACAUUGUUUGUUUUGGUUCCAUGCUGCAAUACGAAACUGAAAAUGGUGAACAGUUCAAUAAGUUUAUCUGCAAAUAUUUAUUUAAGACCAACCACCAUUCCACCUCUCGAGACGUUGCUACAAGAUUUGACAAGCAAUUCGUCUGUUGGCGUCUUUGUAAUAGAGGAUCAUAUAUCAUAGAGAGACCAGCUGGUAAUGGAACAAGAUCUGUAAGAAGUUCAAUUGGUGAUUUUGUCAAGCUCCCAGGCUUUAAUCUCUAUUUCUUUGAUUCUUGUGUCAACAGUGACAAUUCCGGGUUGUUGACUCCCACUUUGUGUGAUACACUUGCAGGUGUUUUUCAAUCAAAUAGUCAAUUAUUCCUUGGUCAGGUUGCUCUUUUAUUAAAUAUGAACAUCAACUUCAAUACCCCUAUUGAGAAGAUGUACUCGCUUAAAACAACUCUCUCAUUCCCCGAGAAUGAUUAUCUUGACAAACAAAGCGUUUUGGAGGCCGUAAACGAGUACGCCCUUUCUAACAACUUUUCCGUCAAAAUUAAGGAUGUAAAGUUUCCAACACUUCACCUUGCUUGUUCAAAGGCUGGUGCCUAUUGUGAUAAGUGUAACAUCAGCGAGGAUAAAAGAAAGAAGGCCCCUAACUCUUCUCUCACUGGAUGCCCCUUCCUAUUGAGAUUUUCUUUUAAAAAUAAGAGUCAGAGAUACCUUCCCUUGCCUGCCCGCGGUGACAAUGAACAUUGUCAUAACCACCCCAUCACCCCAAACAACUUAGCGUCUUCUCACCAGGGAAGAAUGUCUCUCCUGACUUUGGAAGAUGCAAUUAUUGCAAAGACAAUGCUAGAAAACCAUGCCAAGACUCGUGAUAUUCAGAAAGCUACAAGAGAUAAGAUCACAGGAAUGAGAAAGCUGAGAAUUAGCAAUAUCAACAACCUGAAGUAUAGCUCUUCUUGUGGUGGUGAAUCAUCAAUUCACGGUGCUACUGGGCUCAUAAGAACUAUGAAAGCAAAGGGAUUUUCCGUCCUUUAUCAAUUCAAUGAGAGAAAAAGCCUCACGCAUAUUUUCUUUACAAAUGAGACGAUUGUUGUAAAUGAGUAUUGA
Messenger RNA from Phycomyces blakesleeanus NRRL 1555(-), 1176 nucleotides. RefSeq lists its product as hypothetical. The transcript has 2 exons. The record is from RefSeq and is a predicted model, not a curated record. Lineage: Eukaryota; Fungi; Mucoromycota; Mucoromycetes; Mucorales; Phycomycetaceae. The coding region runs from base 1 to 1176 and encodes 391 amino acids.